CCAGAUUCUUUUCUCGUCCUUAGGCGGCGAGGGCCAAGUCCAGUCCACAGCCAUGGCUGCGGCGUUUCUGUUGCCUGGCUCCGGCAAAGCACCACUCACAGUGCUCUCCGGUACCUGCCCAACUGCUCAAACGUCCACCUUCUUCUUCUACAACGACAUCAGAUGCCCUGGAAAUCAGUUCCAGUCCCAUAAUCGUCAACAACGCCGGCGUUUCAUCCCAAUUGCCUCUUCUUCAUCAUCAUCAUCGUCAUCGCCUUCCUUCAGGAACGGAGGAGGAAGAAUACCACCAGGAACGGAAACAGAUUGUCCCGUCCCAGUGGACCAGCAACCCGUGAAGGAGUACCAGAGCCUAGCCACCUCCUUCCCUUUCUCUUGGGCAACUGGAGACUUACCCGAUUAUAGCUCUCGUCUCUUCCUCACAGGGGCUUCUUUCGCUCUCUUCGUCGGACUCCCUGUUACUUGGUUGGGCGUCGUUCAUCCUGAGUCCCAGCCCCUCAACUGCGUUCUCGGCGCCGCCUCCAGUGGCGUCGUUGUUGUUACCGUCGCCGUACUCCGGAUGUACCUCGGUUGGGCUUACGUUGGAAAUCGUCUUCUCAGCGCCACUGUCGAGUAUGAAGAAACUGGGUGGUACGAUGGCCAGAUAUGGGUGAAGACUGCAGAAGUCUUGGCACGAGAUCGCCUUCUUGGUUCAUAUUCAGUCAAACCAGUGUUAAACAGAUUGAAAUUCACACUAGUAGGGUUGGCAGCAUCUUUAGUCUUAUGUGUUGUCCUGUUUCUCAACAUUGAUAACAUUGAAAGCUGCCAGAAGAAUUCUUACUUCUCUUCUGAUGAAGCUGGUGGAAGGGCUGUACCUGGAGUUUACAAUGAUGAAUCUGCUAGAUCAUUUGAGCCAGAUGCUUUCUGUGGUGAGCCUGACCUUGAUUCUUAAACAUUGUCUCUUAAAUCUCUGUACAGUUUCAUACUUUUUAUCCUUAUCUUGUACCACCUGUCAAUCACCUAAGGCUUCUGUAAGUUAGAAUUUGGAAGGUUGAUACACCUUAAACACUUGUGCUUAGCUUGUAGUACUUGGAGCAUUAUAAGCUUGGUAAUUGUUGAUA
This is a messenger RNA of Macadamia integrifolia, 1097 nucleotides long. Its product is annotated as protein CONSERVED IN THE GREEN LINEAGE AND DIATOMS 27, chloroplastic. The coding region runs from base 53 to 928 and encodes 291 amino acids. Lineage: Eukaryota; Viridiplantae; Streptophyta; Magnoliopsida; Proteales; Proteaceae. The record is from RefSeq and is a predicted model, not a curated record. The transcript is spliced from 4 exons.